GUGUGUGUGUGUGUGUGUGUGUGUGUGUGUGUCUGUGUCUCGCGGCGGCGGCGCGCGGCCUCGGCCCCCGGCCGAGCUCUCGGGGUUCCCGUCCUGAGGGGCGUCGCCCGCUGUCACUGUCACCACCCCGCGGAGCCCCUGCGGAGGGGAGCAGGCCCGGCCCUGUCGCCGGGCGGAGAAGAUGCUGCCUCUGUCCAUCAAGGAUGACGAGUACAAACCACCCAAGUUCAAUCUGUUCGGCAAGAUCUCGGGCUGGUUUAGGUCCAUCCUGUCGGACAAGACGUCUCGGAACCUGUUUUUCUUCCUGUGCCUCAACCUCUCCUUCGCUUUCGUGGAACUGCUCUACGGCAUCUGGAGCAACUGCUUAGGCCUGAUCUCCGACUCUUUCCACAUGUUUUUCGAUAGCACUGCCAUUUUGGCUGGAUUAGCAGCUUCUGUCAUUUCAAAAUGGAGAGACAAUGAUGCUUUCUCCUAUGGGUAUGUGAGAGCGGAAGUCUUGGCUGGCUUUGUCAAUGGCCUAUUUCUGAUCUUCACUGCUUUUUUCAUUUUCUCAGAAGGAGUGGAGAGAGCCUUAGCUCCUCCAGAUGUUCACCACGAGAGACUGCUGCUUGUUUCAAUUCUUGGGUUCGUGGUAAAUCUCAUAGGAAUAUUUGUUUUUAAGCAUGGAGGUCACGGACAUUCUCAUGGCUCAGGCCAUGGGCACAGUCAUUCCCUCUUUAACGGUGCUCUCGACCCGGCCCAAGGCCAUGGAGAUCAUUGCCAUAGUCAUGAGAUGAAGCACGGUGCUGCACACAGCCAUGACCAUACUCAUGGUCAUGGUCACUUCCAUUCUCACGAUGGUCCUUCUGUAAAAGAAACAACAGGACCCAGUAGACAGAUUUUACAAGGUGUAUUUUUACACAUCUUGGCAGAUACACUUGGGAGUAUUGGUGUCAUUGCUUCUGCUAUCAUGAUGCAGAAUUUUGGUUUGAUGAUAGCAGAUCCUAUCUGUUCAAUCCUCAUAGCCAUGCUUAUUGUUGUAAGUGUUAUUCCUCUUUUAAGAGAAUCUGUUGGAAUAUUAAUGCAGAGAACUCCUCCCCUGUUGGAAAAUUCUCUGCCUCAGUGCUAUCAGAGGGUGCAGCAGUUACAAGGAGUUUACAGUUUACAAGAACAACACUUCUGGACUUUAUGUUCUGAUGUCUAUGUUGGGACAUUGAAGUUACUCGUAGCACCUGAUGCUGAUGCCAGGUGGAUUUUAAGCCAAACACAUAAUAUUUUCACUCAGGCUGGAGUGAGGCAGCUUUAUGUACAGAUUGACUUUGCGGCCAUGUAGCGAAUGAAGAGAAAUUACUUUCUGGACCAAAUUUUUCUGGUACUGUACAAUCCAAAACAUUGUACCCAGCUCUUUAAACUAGAGAAAUCAUCGCCACAACUCCCAGCUCCUGGCAGACCAGGUAGCCAGCCACGUGUGCUCUGCAGGGAGCACGGCAGAGGUCGCUGCUGAGACAGGGUCGCUGCAUGGGUCUUGCUUUGUGCUCUCCCCACCAAGCCAUUCUGAUUGCUGAGGUUUCUGGUUUUGUUCUAGGGUGUUGGUUUGUCCUAUAUAUACUUCUUUUCUUCUUUAUUUGGCAAUGGCGGUGGAGGUUCACAUUAGAUGCCUUCACUCUGUCCCCUCACCCCACCCAGCCAGUGAGAAAUUCAGAUUGUGAGUCUGCAGCCAUCUGAACUAUCUUCACAGAAGCUGCUGGAAACCACUGCUUUUAUCCUCUCAAAACCAGUGUUACUUUAAAAAAAAAAAGAAAAAAAAAAAGAAAAGCUGUUUUAUACAUAAUGUCACAGUUGUUGACGAUCUUCAGUAUAAUCAUAUGUUUGUAAAACUGUUUGUACCUUGCAAACUUAUGAACCAAACCAUAUUGGGUUUUCAAAGUGCCUUUGUAUUAGCAAAUGUAUUUGCCAACAUAGAAGUGUACCAUCAAGUUCAUGUGUAUUCUGUAAUCUGUAUAAAAUAAGACUCUUGCAAGUAAAGUAUACAGAUUGUUGUGUACUUCCAGCCUAAGAUAGAUAUUGAAGUUUCUUUUUAUUGUUUUAUCUCAUCAAAAAAGUGUUCGAUUUUUAAAAAAUCAAUAAUCAUAUUAAAUUACUUUGUGAACUGGA
This is a messenger RNA of Dipodomys ordii (Ord's kangaroo rat), 2133 nucleotides long. RefSeq names its product solute carrier family 30 (zinc transporter), member 7 (gene Slc30a7). Gene Ontology annotation, cellular component: membrane; Golgi apparatus. Lineage: Eukaryota; Metazoa; Chordata; Mammalia; Rodentia; Heteromyidae. The transcript has 11 exons. Gene Ontology annotation, biological process: transmembrane transport; zinc ion transport; intracellular zinc ion homeostasis. Gene Ontology annotation, molecular function: zinc ion transmembrane transporter activity. The coding region runs from base 182 to 1312 and encodes 376 amino acids. The record is from RefSeq and is a predicted model, not a curated record.